AUGCGUCUUCAUUUGACGUUAUUGCUCAUCAUAUUCUCUAUUUUAAUAUUAUUCUCAUCCGCCAAACCAGUUUUUGGUCCGAUCGGAGUCGCCGAGAAGCACAAAAUCGCGAAAAUGUUGGAGAGCGAACAGAAAUCAUUACGAAUGCUCGAAGAGGAACAGGCACUUCUGGAAAGGGUCGUUGAGACAUUGAGUAAAGAAAUUGAAGAUAAAGAGGAGCAUAUUAAUAAAUUGAAAAGAUCAUACACUCAUGGUCAUGGAGUUUCUGGUAUAAUGGAUGAGUACCGCAGUGGUUUCAACGAUGCAGUUGGAGCUCGUCCUGGUCGAUGA
Messenger RNA from Caenorhabditis briggsae, 330 nucleotides. Lineage: Eukaryota; Metazoa; Nematoda; Chromadorea; Rhabditida; Rhabditidae. The transcript is spliced from 3 exons. The record is from RefSeq and is a predicted model, not a curated record. The coding region runs from base 1 to 330 and encodes 109 amino acids.